AUGGCCAGCGACAACAAGGCUUCCGAUGACUUGCCUUCAGUCGAGACGCAGCAACAGGUCGCCGAUUACAAGCUCCUCGACCGCCAAGGCAACGAGCUUCCGUUCCGCGACAUCUACAGUGCGACCGACAGGACGCUGGUCAUCUUCGUCCGCCAUUUCUUCUGUGGAAGCUGUCAAGAAUACCUUCAACGUUUGUCAGACACCAUCACCCAGGACGUCUUGUCCAGUCUGCCCACCAGCACAUCCAUCGCGAUCAUUGGCUGUGGAGACCCCAGUCUGAUCGACUAUUAUGCUGAGUAUACUCGCUGUCCAUACCCAAUGUACUGCGAUCCAUCGCGCAAGCUCUACGAUACCCUGGGCAUGAUCUCCAGCUGGGAAGUCGGUCCUCAGCCCGGGUACAUCUCCAAGGGCAUCCCUCGUUUGGUGGUAGAAGGCAUCUGGCAGGGUUUGAGGCAGAUCUGGAGCGGGAAAAUAUUCAAAGCCGGCCCUGGAGAGCAGCAAGGCGGCGAGUUUCUUUUUGAACCCACUGAGGACGGCGACAAGCGCGUCACUUGGUGCCAUCGUAUGCAGGGCUCGUGGGGCCACACUGAGAUACCGGUCCUAGUUGAUCUUGUCCACGGGCGCAAAGUGGACGAAGCCUCAUCAACAAAGUAG
Molecule: messenger RNA, 654 nt
Organism: Aspergillus mulundensis
Lineage: Eukaryota; Fungi; Ascomycota; Eurotiomycetes; Eurotiales; Aspergillaceae
Product: peroxiredoxin-like family protein
Exons: 2
Coding region: 1-654 (217 amino acids)
Source: RefSeq, a predicted model, not a curated record